Molecule: messenger RNA, 2252 nt
Organism: Anoplophora glabripennis (Asian longhorned beetle)
Lineage: Eukaryota; Metazoa; Arthropoda; Insecta; Coleoptera; Cerambycidae
Gene: Miro
Product: mitochondrial Rho GTPase
Exons: 11
Coding region: 159-2156 (665 amino acids)
Biological process (GO): mitochondrion organization; small GTPase-mediated signal transduction; regulation of mitochondrion organization
Cellular component (GO): mitochondrial outer membrane
Molecular function (GO): GTPase activity; GTP binding; calcium ion binding
Source: RefSeq, a predicted model, not a curated record
GUUAAGAACAUUAGAGAAAAGAUAAUGAAAUUCGUUAGUAAAGAGUAAAUGUGAUGUAAUUUUAGUGACUUAAACCUGGAGAAAACAUUGUUUUAAUAGAAACAGUUAUGUGCUCGUGGGAAAUAUUUAAUGACUAAAGUUCACAGAUUUAUGUAAAAAUGGUAGUGAAAUCUCCAUUAAAACGUACUGUGCGUAUUUUGCUAGUGGGUGAUAGUGGUGUAGGUAAAACCUCCUUAAUUUUAUCCCUCGUAAGUGAAGAAUUUCCGGAGAAUGUACCACCAAAGGCAGAAGAAAUUACCAUACCGGCAGACGUUACUCCCGAACAAGUUCCCACUAAUAUUGUGGACUUUUCAUCAGCCGAACAAACAGAUACCGACUUAAAUGAACAAAUUAAAAGGGCCAGUGUGGUUUGCAUCGUGUAUGGUGUCGAUGAUGAAGAUUCCAUUGAGAGGAUAACUACGCAUUGGAUGCCUCUCAUAAGGCAAAACCAUCCGGAUAAACCAUGCCCUGUGGUGUUGGUUGGAAACAAAAUCGAUCUUGUGGAAUACUCAACUAUUGAUGGUAUAUUUGAAAUAAUGGCAGAAUUCUCUGAAAUAGAAACUUGUGUAGAAUGUUCUGCAAAAACUCUGAAAAAUAUUUCAGAGAUGUUUUAUUAUGCUCAAAAGGCAGUCCUGCACCCUACAUCACCAAUUUAUUCAGUAGAAAAAGAAGACUUGACAGAUGCAUGUAAAAAGGCACUAAUUAGAAUUUUCAAAAUUUGUGAUAUAGACUGUGACGGUUUACUCAACGACAUAGAGUUAAAUAACUUUCAAAGCCGUUGUUUCAACGCACCGUUACAGCCACAAGUUCUAGAUGAUGUUAAGGCUGUUUUGAGAAAGAAUUUGGAAGACGGAGUGUGUCAGAAUUGUGUUACGAUGAAGGGAUUUUUGUAUUUGCACAGCUUGUUUAUACAGAGGGGUAGAAAUGAGACCACAUGGACAGUGCUGCGAAAAUUUGGAUAUAACGAUAACUUAAAUAUGUCUAAGGAUUAUUUAUUCCCAAGCUUAAAAGUACCGUCAGGGUGCACCACAGAGCUCUCGCACAAAGGCCAACAGUUCCUCACGCAUAUAUUUGAAAGAUUCGAUAAAGACAGAGACAGGGCUCUUUCUCCUGCAGAAUUCGACGAGCUCUUUUCUACCUGUCCCACUCCUGCUUGGGGCCCCGAUGUCAGUGCCAUGGUCCCUACCAACGAGAAGGGUUGGAUCACUUUGCAAGGUUAUAUGUGUCAGUGGGCACUGAUGACGCUUGUCGAUCUGCCGAGGACUUUCGAAUACCUGGCCUAUUUGGGGUAUAAUAUUUACGAAAAUGAGAGUCAAGUAACGGCAGUGCAAGUCACGAGAGAAAAAAGGCUUGACUUGGUGAAAAAACAGUCGAGCCGAAACGUUUAUCAAUGCCACGUUAUUGGUCCGAUGGGCGCUGGGAAAUCUAGCUUUUGUAGGAGUUUUAUUAAGUCAGCACUUGAUGGUAAAAAUGCUCUUAUGGAGAAAACGGGAACCCCCAACUGUACAGUCAACGUGGUGCAAGUAUACGGCCAGGAAAAAAUAAUGGUGCUAAGGGACAUCAAUGUCCGCAACGUAUCUGACCCACUGAUGCCACAAGAGGUGCAAUGUGACGUGGCUUGUCUCGUGUAUGACAUAAAUAACGAAAAAUCCUUUGAAUACAUCGCCAGGAUAUAUGUUAAAUACUUCGCAGAGAGCAAAAUUCCAGUGCUAAUGGUUGCUUGUAAGGACGACUUAGAAGAAGUACGGCAGGAGUAUCUUUUACAACCCGCCAGCUUCUGUCAAAAGUACAAAAUUUUACCCCCGCAACGUUUCAGCGUCAAGGGCCCCUUGAAAAAGGACAUGUUCGUCAAGUUGGCGACCAUGGCCGCUUUCCCUCGUUUUCAAGCAGCUUGGAUAUUAUUCUACAAGCACAGUCCGUUGCGCCGCAUGGUUCAUAUGUUACUGUUGCGCCCUCAGCCCACAGAGUGGCUGAAUCAGUUUUGCAGGAACUUCAGGGAGUUCGGCGUCACGACCGACUCGACAGUCUGGUGGAAGGCGGGUCUAAGUUUGGCGGCCGUUACGGCUUUGGGACUGUUAGUUGCGAGGGUGCUGAACACGUCGGAUAAAACGAGAUAGAUUUAUGGAAACGGUGAAUGUCUUGAGUUUAGUUUGUAAUUAUUGUUUAUGUAUAAUCAUUGAGUUGUACUUCCAAAUUAUAUUUUUACAUCCCUG